AUGGGGUCUCUCAGAUCAUUUAUCAAAUCCGUUAGGAAAGCCAAAACCAUCGCCGAUGAGAGAAAAGUCAUCCAAAAGGAAUCGGCAGCUAUCCGAACCUCGUUUCGUGAUGUCAACCUCGAUCAUACCACCAGACGCAUCAAUAUCUCAAAAUUACUAUACCUCUACAUAAUGGGCGAAAAGACCCAUUUUGGCCAAGUUGAAUGUCUCAAGCUAUUAGCAUCGCCGCGCUUUGCCGAUAAGAGAUUGGGCUAUUUGGCAUGCAUGUUGAUUCUCGAUGAAAACCAAGAAGUGCUUACUUUAUUGACAAACUCCUUGGACAACGAUAUGCAACACCCAAACUCCUAUAUUGUCGGCUUGGCGCUUUGCUGUCUUGGAAACAUUGCCUCGCCGGAACUUGCCCGAGACUUGUACACCAAUGUCGAAACGAUCUUGGACUCGAAAAACAAUUUCUUGAAAAAGAAAGCCUGCUUUGUUGCUGCAAAAUUGGUUGAAAAAGAACCCGAUUUGUCGGAGUUUUUCUUGCCCAAGGCCUUGCUGUUGAUUAACGAAAAGAACCCCUCGGUGUUGUUGGGCACAUUGAGAUUGAUUGACGUAUUAUACCACGCAUCAGAGGAAAAUAGAGAAAGCUUGACUAGGACAUUACCCAGGAUUGCAAACCAUUUGAAAAGAGUCACUUCCAGUGGAUACCAACCAGACUACGACGUCAUGGGCACCACCGACCCCUUUUUGCAAGUGAGCCUCUUGUCCACGAUUCGAACUUUGGCAGCGGGCCAACACAACACCGAGGAAAUCAACGAUAUUCUCACUCAAGUGGCAUCCAAUUUGGAAAGCGGGAAAAACGCAGCACAUGCAAUCUUGUAUGAAUGCGUCAAGACUUUAUUCGCGAUUGACUCUGACCAGUCGUUGAAGAUCUUGGGAGUCAACAUCUUGGCCAAAUUCUUAUCAACAAAGGAAAACAACACGAGGUACGUGGCAUUGGACACUUUGUUGAGCAUAGUCAACAUUGAGCCCUUGGCGGUGCAGAGACACCGCGCCACCAUCGUCAACUGUCUCAGCGACGGCGACAUCUCCAUCCGGAGACGAGCCUUGGAGUUGUCCUUUGGCAUCAUCAACGACCAAAACAUCCGCGUCUUGACCCGGGAAAUUCUUCCAUUUUUGGAAAACUGCUCGGAUCCAGAAUUGAAAACUUACACCACGUCGCAAUUGACUAUUGCCGCUAACAAAUACUCGCCCAACGACAAGUGGCACUUCGAUACCUUGAUCAGAACGCUUAAAGCUGGUGGAAACUCAGUGACGCAAGACAUCAUUUCCAAUAUCCUCGCGUUGAUCUUGCAAUGCAACGACCAGGAGUUGAAGAAACACGUGGUUGAAAAACUACUAGCUUCGUUUAUGGAAGAUGGCGACCAGUUUGGAUUGGCGUUGAUCACGGUUUGGUCCUUGGGCGAAUAUGGAGAUGUAGUGUUGGGCUCAGUUUUGGAAGUCAAGGGCGAGUCCAUCACGGUGCAGGAGUCAACCAUCGCCAACGUGUUUGAUGCCCUCUUGGAGAACUCUACAUAUACCGAUCACGAACUAGUUCAGCUCACGGCGUUCAUCCUCACCGCGGUGCUCAAGUUAUCAGUCAAGUUCAAAUCCCCUAAAGUUAUUGAACAUUUGAGGCGAAUCAUCAACUCGAAAACGUACGAUCUGAAUUUGGAGAUCCAGAUACGGGCAGUCGAGUACCAGGAAAUCUUUGGACAAGAUGCGACCUUAAAACGCGGUUUGCUCGCGAGAAUGCCGCCGCCACCGGUAAAGGAGAGAGAAGCCUUGACUUUGCAUAAAUCCUCCACCACUGCCAAAAGGGGAGACCACGGUGCUAUUGCAUCCGGGGUCGCGGCUGCUCAGGAUAAUUUAUUGUUGCUCGAUUUGAUAGACAACGACGACGUGCCAUCUUCCGCGGCUCAAAACGACGUCUUGUCUGAUAUUUUUGGCAGCAACUCCAAUUCCAACUCCAGCUCCAUUUCGAAUAGCGUCUCGGCGCCUCCAAAGUCGGCAAUCGCAGCAUUUGAAAACGCCAACGUCAGGGUCAUGUUUGUGCCUCGUGAGUUUGCCGGCAAUGGUGAAGCAAUCACAGAGGUGUUGAUAACACCAGCCACGAGCCCGCUGCACAAGUUGCAGAAAUUGACCCAUUUCCAACUUUUGAUUGCCGUGCCCAAGACGCAAAAAUUAAGCAUCACCUCAACGUCAGGCGGCGACUCGCUUAACCAUCCACAAGAUCAAAUCAAGCAGAUCUUGAAAGUCACGGGUAAACCGGGCGCCAAGCUCAAGUUGAGAGUCAAACUAAAGUACCAAGUCGACGCUGUUCCACAGGAAAACCAAUUUGAUUUUGCAGAAUUUCCCCAAUCACUCUAG
Molecule: messenger RNA, 2391 nt
Organism: Lodderomyces beijingensis
Lineage: Eukaryota; Fungi; Ascomycota; Pichiomycetes; Serinales; Debaryomycetaceae
Source: the annotation of a GenBank genome assembly